Molecule: messenger RNA, 3101 nt
Organism: Thrips palmi
Lineage: Eukaryota; Metazoa; Arthropoda; Insecta; Thysanoptera; Thripidae
Exons: 5
Coding region: 219-3083 (954 amino acids)
Source: RefSeq, a predicted model, not a curated record
CAAUUAUUUUUAAAAUGUUUGUACCAGAAUAAAUCUUUUUGUGGAUUUCGUAAGUUGGCAUAGAGGCCUCACAAGCGCGGCGGUGUGUAGCGGUGGCGGUGAUGGCAGUGUAGUGGCAGUGCAGUGUAGUUUUGUCGGUCUGCUCCUGCUGGCUGCUGCCCAUGUCGCAUUUUAAACCAUUUUAUAUGUUUUUAACUUUAAAAUUUUACUCGUGACUAAUGUGCGACGAUGGCAAAGGGAAAUCUAAGAGCCAGCGGUGGAGGAACAAGAGACUGUUUGAAAGUCGUGAGAUUGCAGCUCAUGAAUCUGAUAACGAAAGUAGUAGUGAUGACGAGUUUCAAAUUCCACAUGGAAUACUUCUACACCGACAACAAAGGCGUGAUGAAUCUUCCGAAGAUCCCAAUUCUGACUCCAAUUCAACAGCAGGUGCUAGUCCUGAUUCAAGUCGAGGAGAAGGGAGUGCAGAUUCCAAUCAACAAGAAGGGAGCGAGGGAGAUGCUGGUUCAGGGAACCCUGAAGCAGGCUCGCCAGAACAACAUUCGAGCCCACGAAACAGUUUGGAUGAUGAGCACUUGCAACAGCAUGAGGCGCAAGAAAAUAACUCAAACGCAAGUAACAACAGUGGGCGUGAUGAAGGACUUCAUGAUGGAGGCAACUCGAGUGGUAGCAGUAUUCCUGAUGAACAACACGAACAAGCAAAUAACUUUAAUUCUGAUGAUGAACACGUGAGUGACAGAAGUGCUAUUUCCGAUAACUCUGGAAGUGAACAGAAUGAUGUGUCUGAUUCUGAAGAAAGUGACCAUGAAGAGUCCAGCGCUGAUGAAGAUCCACCUCAACCCGAAGAAAUACCAUUGUAUCCAGGGGCUCCAAUAACUCUGGGUCAAAGUCUUCUAUCCAUCCUUACAUUUAGUAUAGUUCAUCAGCUGUCUGGUGCUUGUAUAGCAGAUUUACUGGGAUUAGUAACACUGCAUUGCCCUCCAGGCAACUCAUGUGUACAAUCUCUUCAUAAUUUUAGGAAGCAUUUUUCCGGUAUGGAGCCAUUUGUCAUGAAAAGGCAUUACUUUUGCUCAAGUUGUGUUUAUCCCCUAGAUGAGGAAAAUGGUAUAUGUGAUGUAUGUCACAAAGGAAAUAAUUCCUCAUAUUUUAUUGAAUUGCCUAUCAAGAAUCAGUUAGCUAAAUUGUUAGCAAGAGAAGGUUUUUAUGAAAAACUGCAGUACAGGUUCAACCGUCGUAAAAUUAAUAAUGACAAUAUUGAAGACAUUUAUGACGGGGCACUCUAUCAAGAACACUUCCUUGAAGGUGGAUUUUUGAGUAGUCCUGAUAAUGUAUCUUUUCUUGGGUAUACAGAUGGAGUCAGGGUUUUCUCCACAUCAUCCACAGAAGUGUGGCCUAUUUAUUUUCAGAUUGAUGAGCUUCCCUAUAAAGAUAGAGUGCAGAAACAAAAUGUUAUACUGGCAGGACUGUGGGUUUCAACCAAACCACCUAAACCAAAUGUUUUUCUGAAACCUUUCCAAACAGCUUUAAAUGAUUUUCAGGAAAAUGGUUACCAAUUACCUGUUCAUGGUCAAGGUGAAAGACUUUUCAAAGGCAUGCUUUUAGCGUGGACUUGUGAUCUGCCUGCAAAGGCCAAAUUUAUGCGUAUGAUUGCCCACAAUGGGUUCUAUGGCUGUAGUCGAUGUGAAACACCAGGUGAAAGCUUUGAUCUUGGAAGAAGCACAGUUCAUGUGUAUCCAUUCUCACCUCAUGUAAUUCAUCGUCAGCAUGAUGAUUUUAGAGUGUAUGCUGAUCAAGCUAAGCAACUCCGAAGAAUUGAUCCUGAUGUUAAUGUAAAAGGUGUGAAAGGACAUAGUCUACUCCACAGUAUGGUCCCUGAUAGUGUCAGAUCUGUAGCCUGUGACAUAAUGCAUGGCUGUUUUCUUGGGAUUUCCAAGUUAUUAGUUACUUUAUGGUUUGACUCUGCCCAUUCUGACCAGCCAUUUUCUCUUAAUCAUGUAGUAGAUUUAGUUGAUAGUCGCUUAACAAAAAUUUCUCCUCCAAGUCAUGUACAAAGAAUGCCUAAGGGCAUAAAAACCCAGCUGGCUUACUGGAAAGCUUUAGAGUACAAAAUGUUCUUAGUUUAUUAUUCUGUGCUGGUGUUAAAGGAUUUGAUGGACCCACAAUAUUAUGAACAUCAUUGUAUGCUUGUGUCUGGUUUGUUCCUCUUAAGUCAAGACUCUGUGUCAAAUGAUGACAAGAGGAGGGCCUCAGAGUUACUGAGAACCUAUGUUGAGAGAUUUCAGGAUUUAUAUGGGCUGCGGUGGCUUUCUUUGAAUGUGCACCUGCUUUUACACUUACAUGAAUGUGUCGAAGAUCUUGGCCCCCUUUGGGUGUUCAGCUGCUUCCCAUGGGAGGACUUAAAUGGAAAACUCAUUAAAUUAGUCCAUGGUACGAGAUAUGCAGGACUACAAAUUGCAAAAGCUGCUUCGUGUGUUAUGAACUUGCCUAUUUAUGUGAAAAAAUUACCUGAUGGUGCUGUUAAAUCUUAUUGUGAUAAUCUGCUUUAUUCUAAGAGAAAGGUUAAAGUGGCAGAAAUAAUUUCAGAAAUUGAAGAAGCUGUUGGUACAUACAAGCACUUCCACACUGUACCAUAUAGGUUACGCUUGUUACUACAAACUUCACUAGGCCUUGUUCAAGGUAAAGUUUCUCUGUUUCAAAGGCUUAAAAGGAAGGGUGUGAUGUAUUACUGCACAAGUUAUGGAAGGUCUACCAAGAAAAACUCAUCCUUCUUGCUAUAUGAAGAUGAACAGUUUUCAGGCUUCUGUGCUGUUGAUUUUUUUUUAAAGUGGACGUCUUGUAAUGACAAUUGUGUUCAAGGCUGUAGGCAAUGCAAUGCUCAGUUUCUCUUUGUAGGAACUAGGUAUGAACGUGAGAUUUGGGCUGUGCAUGACAUGGAUGAUAUUCGAUUACCAUAUUGCUCUAAGGUCCGUCCAACUGAAGACAGUGUUGUGUUACCCAUAAGUUGCAUUGCAGGGCUGUGCCAUUUUGUACAAAUUGAUAAUGAAGAAUUUAUUCUUACUGACAUAAACCGACUGGAAGUAGAAUAAAAGACUGAAUAAAUUUUU